AUGCCGAUUCGUUGGACCGCAGAUGCUGACCAAACUCUUCUUUUGAAAAUCCUGGAGACUCAAGACCUGAACGUUGACUACGCCAAAGUCGCAGCCGCCUGGCCCGGACCUGCUGAAAAUCGCCCCACCCCUCGUGCAAUCAGGGAGCGUCUUGUCAAGAUCAGGGAGAAUGCUAAAGACACUGCCGGUCUCGCGCAGUCAAGCCCGUCACCCCGCAAAGGACGAAAGUCUGUUUCCAAGGCGGGUACGCUCAAGAAGACCGGCCUGAAACGCAAGCGUGUAUCCACUCCAACCCCUGCCUCCACUGAGGAGGAGGCCGAAUAUGUUGCAGAGGACACCUCGGAGUAUAAAGAUCAUGAAAAGCGGGUGAAACCCACUGAUCCCAGCCGCAACGUCGAGGAAGAGGUGGAUAAUUUCUGUGGAGAGGCUUAA
Molecule: messenger RNA, 432 nt
Organism: Penicillium maclennaniae
Lineage: Eukaryota; Fungi; Ascomycota; Eurotiomycetes; Eurotiales; Aspergillaceae
Exons: 3
Coding region: 1-432 (143 amino acids)
Source: RefSeq, a predicted model, not a curated record